Messenger RNA from Microthlaspi erraticum, 573 nucleotides. The record is from the annotation of a GenBank genome assembly. NCBI's taxonomy places the organism in Eukaryota, Viridiplantae, Streptophyta, Magnoliopsida, Brassicales, Brassicaceae.
AUGGAUUUCAUCAAGACCAGUUCCCUGCGUGCUCUGAGUGAGUUAACUUUCCAACGCAAUUGGAUUGGCAUCAUUUGGAUGAGUAGAAAUGAAGUUAUGAUCAAAAUUAGUGAAGACUGGUCCAGACGGCUUAUCGAGCAGCGUCCAACCGCGCACCGGCCGAACGAACUACUCCCACGAUCGUCCCGCGAUAUCCGCGUUCCAUCCCGCCAAUGCACGGCCGAGCUCACGUACCGACCCGGGAAGCACGUCCCGCGGUCGCCGUCCAAGUCUCGCCACCAUAAGCCGCGCACGACCGCACCGCGAACGGGAAGCACGCUCGCCCGCCGCACGCCACAACCGUGUCGCGCCGAUCCACCGUCCGACCAGGAAGGCAUCGUCCCACGUCCGGCCAAACCUUCGGCCAAACCAUCCAUCCGCCGACCCGACGCCGAACGACGAACCUCGGCCACGAUCGACCCGACGUACCGAUGGCCGACACGACCGAUAGCCGGCCGACCGUCCGAACGGUCCGGUCGACCCGAAGCCCGUUUUGAAGCCCGUUUCACAUGUUUUCAGCCCGGCUUAACCUAA